AUGUCUCGCCCAGCCCGCGACAUGGCCCACGGCCUCGCCCCCAUGUCCACAAUCACGCCUAUCGACCUGAACAAUGCUGCUGCCAACGGCGCCAACGGUUAUGCCAGGCUCAACGGACAUGCCAAUCACCCCGGUUAUUCCCCUGCUGCAGGGCAGCAUCUCUCUCUCCAGCCGCCGGCGCACAUCGAAACCCGCUCACCUUCACACUCGCCUCGCACCCUGCAUCCAAGAUUGUCACCAGAGGCGGUUCUCAAGCCACUAUCUCAGCUCGCACCGAUCAACCCGAAUGCCCAUGCCCUCGCCAAUCCACGACAGAAGGCCGCUCAGCGGGGCGCUACCAUUCCUCCAGUGCAGCAGCAGCGCCCUGCCCUCUCGUACUACAAUCUUCCAGAUCCGGGGCCUUCGUCGGCCGCAUCGUCUGGCUCGUCCCGGACUGUUCGUGCCGGCGCCAGGAGGCGAGCCGGCUCCAACCCCCGCCCGCCCUCUUCGACGUCAUCAGAAGACACAGAGACAGAGGUCGACUCGGACUCGACGUUUGUGCCCGGCCGCGUGCGCCACCAGCAUUCCAAGUCGCAACCCGAUCUCACGGCAUUACGGUCACGGCUUGCCGAAAGCUGGGCCAACCAGCAGCAGGAAGAACGGCGACUCCGAGAAGAGGCACAGGCCAACUCGAUGCUGAGCCGGCGGCGGAGCCAUGGGCGCAAGACGCCGCCGAUCCGCCCCAUGCCGCUCGCGAGCGGCGCACACCCGCACAUCCACCCACACCGCCAAUCGUCAGCGGGAUUUGCAAGCGCAAUUCCGCAGAGCGCAUUGGGGCUGCGCCACUCGCCUCGCACGAGCACUGUGGCGCUCGCGCAUCUGACUCCGAUAACCAGUUCACCGCGCGCCGAGUCGAGCGCGGAGGACUCGCCAUGGAGUCUGCGCGGCACCACCAUUCCGCACGGGGGCAUGACCGGUUCCGAGGAUGCAGACGAUGACCUCGAGUCGACCGACUCGCCUUCGUCCGGCUCGCUCUCGUUCUCGCCCAAGCUGCGCCGGCGACAGCGGCAAAGCAAUAAGCGCGACGGGUCUGGCUCGGGCUCGGGAUCUGGAGGGGCUGGACCCGUUCUUGGCCUGCUUCUUGAACCCAACUCGGCAGACGAGCGAAGCUCACAGGGCCUUGUUGACCUGCGGCCGGAGAGCAUCGAGGCGCGUCUUCGCCGCUCAUCCCUCCUCAACUUCCGACUAUUAGCCGUGGUGCCGGCGUUAUGGGGUAUCAGUGUGCUCACGCACGCGCUCGUCACUGGAGCGCUCUGGCACGAUGUGUGGCCAUGGGGCGUCGACCUCUCGCGGGAGUCUGUCGAGAGACUGGUGCAGGGUCUGCACGUAUACGAGGGCAUUGAGCGACCGGUCCACCGCGGCGAUAUGGCGCUGGCGAUCGCAUGGGCCAUCGUCACUGCGCAUUUCUGCUUUUGCCUCACGACGGGCCUCACCCACCGCUGGCGAUCAUACUACUCGCUCCCAUCGACCGUGACGCGCCUCGUCUCGCUCCAAUGCCUCUGCUGGCCAGCGACGUACACGACGCUUUGGGUCCUGGGCCCAACCCGCCCUCUCCUCGCAUGGGUGGUCAUCGGCGUAACGACGGGCUGGAGUCGCACCGUGCAGAUGUGGGUGACGUCGAAUGUGACGGUCGACGACGACGGGGGCGACGUGACGCCCGGCCCGCGCCGCUCGCCGCCGCUCCGCCCGCCGCCCCCGCCGUCGCAUGUGACCGGCUGGCGCAAGUUCACGUACGGCCGGCGCUGGGACUGGGACGCGGUUGCGCGCGAGGUGGGUUGGAAGGUUGGGGGGCUGUUGCUCGUCACGUGCGCGUGGCUGUUCUGGAGACUGGACGAGAUGUCGUAUGGGAAGGUGUAA
Messenger RNA from Cutaneotrichosporon oleaginosum, 1896 nucleotides. RefSeq lists its product as uncharacterized. Gene Ontology annotation, cellular component: endoplasmic reticulum membrane. Gene Ontology annotation, biological process: cellular response to oxidative stress; protein N-linked glycosylation. The record is from RefSeq and is a predicted model, not a curated record. NCBI's taxonomy places the organism in Eukaryota, Fungi, Basidiomycota, Tremellomycetes, Trichosporonales, Trichosporonaceae.